This is a messenger RNA of Varanus komodoensis (Komodo dragon), 3216 nucleotides long. It is a transcript of the gene BTG2, whose product is annotated as BTG anti-proliferation factor 2. Gene Ontology annotation, biological process: negative regulation of mitotic cell cycle; negative regulation of cell population proliferation. Bases 211 to 723 code for a protein of 170 amino acids. NCBI's taxonomy places the organism in Eukaryota, Metazoa, Chordata, Lepidosauria, Squamata, Varanidae. Gene Ontology annotation, cellular component: cytoplasm; nucleus. The record is from RefSeq and is a predicted model, not a curated record. The transcript is spliced from 2 exons.
GCUCGGCUAGUCAAGCAGGGGGAGAGCGGCGGACGUGAAGGAAGCCUCCUUGGAAGACCAUCGUUAAGCAGUCGCUGCUGCCGCCUCCGCGGGCGGUCGGGCACGAACGAACGGACCGUCCGACCAAGCAGUCCCAGCCCAUCCUUAGUGAAUUUGCAUCCCCUACGCCAGAGCCUUAAAGGGCCCCGUAACCUCACCACGAAGCCAGUCAUGAGCCAAGUCCAGCGCUGGAACGGGAGCUGCGUUAGCAACUGCAGCCGGGCGGACAUGGUACCGGAGAUCGCUGCCGCCGUGGGCUUCGUGUCCAGUUUGCUCCGUACCCGAGGCUGUGUCAGUGAGCAGCAGCUUCAGGUUUUCAGCGGGGCUCUCGAAGAGGCGCUUACAGAGCAUUACAAACAUCACUGGUUCCCUGAGAAACCUUUCAAAGGGUCUGGCUACCGCUGCAUCCGUAUCAACCAUAAAAUGGACCCUAUCAUCAGCAAGGCAGCUAGCCAGAUCGGACUCAGUCUCCAGCAGCUAUAUCAGCUCCUGCCCAGUGAACUCACACUCUGGGUGGACCCUUAUGAGGUAUCCUACCGGAUUGGUGAGGAUGGAUCCAUCUGUGUCCUAUAUGAAGCUUCUGCAGCACCUGUGAGCUCCUAUGGGAUGCUCACCUGCAAAAAUCAGAUGAUGCUGGGGCGCACCAGCCCUUCCAAAAGCUACAUGAUGACAGUCUCCAGCUAAGCACUCUCGGUUGUCCUUACACUGCCAAGACAUGGGCUACUGUAUACCUCACCUGAGGAUGUAUUUUUUAAAAAAUGAAGAGCUAUUUAUAUUUUUUUAAAAAAGAGAAAAUCCAAAAUGAAAUCCAAUAGCAGGCACCACUCUUCUGUGGAGUGGUGCUGAGGUGCCUUUUUAAAGCUGUUGCAAGCUUGCAAGUGUAUUAAAAAUGCCAAUAUCUACCUAAUUAGUGUUGAAUGACAAUUCUGGAGGGUUGACCUGCCUGUCUGGGAAAUGCAGGGUUGGAAAGAAAAGUAUGGGGGUGGGGCAGGGCAUGGCACUUUGAAGCAGUGACUAACUAUGGGGUAAGUGCUACAACAACUGUGAAUCUAUAGGCCAGAAUGCCAGGAUGGUAGUACUUAAGCAAUGAACCAUACAUGUUGAUUGGGAUGUCAUGACCUCAUUCUAGCCUUGGCACUUUUCUUUUCUCAAAGGUUAGCUCCAUUUUAUGGCACUGGUAAGUUGCUUCACCACCAACUUCACCUUCUAACCCAGUCUGAACAACUUUUUUUCAUGGCAUAAGCAUUUUCCUAAAACACCAGUCACGUCCAGCCACUUCCUCUGGUCGGUUGGGGGGUUUAAGUGUCAGCCCAUCAUUUUGCACAAAAACUUGAUUUAUUUCUGCACAAUUCUGCACCUCUUCCUGUAUUUCAAGCACAUGCAAAAUUCCAGUUGGCACUUGAACAUGUGGUUUGUGAAAUCUUAAGGAACUUUGCUUGUUAAAGAAAUCCAGGAUCUGGACUACACAACUGUCUGGCCAGUUAUUUUAGCACUCGGCUCCCAUAGAUGAAAGUGCAAUGGCCAGGCCAAUGUGAACUAAAUCUACCUGCUGGGAAAAUGCCUUCACCAGGGUUUUGUCUAUUCCACUGCCUUUAUCUUGACCUUGUAAAAUUCCUGACAAUGCUGCCAAUAACUGCAGGGAGGUGAUUACAAAUCCAGGGCACUUAACCCUUUUCUUUUAAACCUAUCUCCUUGGAUCUGCUUCAGCGCAUCUGGUCUUAAUUGGCUUCUCUGGUUUUGACAAGUCAAUUACUUUGAUCCCCAGGCCUACUCCUCCUCUGCCUUUUGUGAACUGAGUUCUCAGACACUGUGCAAUAUGUUUCCUAAAAUUUGGACACUCUGGAGGAGGAGCAGUUUCUGUGGGACAGUUUGCUGUUCUCAAAGCAACAACUUCUAACACUGCUCAUAUGACUCCUAACAUGAGCUUGAGUGCAUAAAUGUCUGAACUGGGAAAUCUCAGCCCUGUGAUACCAUGACAUUCACAGGUAUGCCAUUUUAUACUGAGCAGUUUUAAGAUCUUUUUCUUUGAAAAGGCACAAUUUGCCACCAAGUUCUUAGCAUCCCAUACUGAGAUGAAUGGGAAUCUUAAGAGUGUUACCUAUUGCAAAAGUUCAGAUCUAUUUCAGCAGCACUUGCACAGGCAGACUUAAUCGUACCCCAAAUUUCUGACCUGAAACAUUUGCAAUUGCAUCAGCCCAUCUGUGAAUCAUUUAGUUUCUUCCAGCUCAAUAUGUGAAGCUCUUGUUUUAAGGAUCAGACCCUCCAUUCAGCAAAUACUAAGGUUGUAAAGCACUAAGGGUCCCCUGUAAGUUAAAGAGUCGCCACUCCGUUAGCAUAAUUGUGCAAUAUUUGGCGGCACAAUGAGGGGAGCACUUUCUGCACUGUAGCUUCCCCCUCUGAGGAAAGUUUCUGUCAGUAUGCUUGGGAGACUGGUUCCUUAUCUGGUGCAUUGAAAACAUGAUAUGAAUGAGAACUGUAAGAUGCAGAGGAAAAAUGUUUGUUUUGCCAUGCUCCCUGCCUUUACUUGGCAUUUUCCAAGUGCAGUAACUUGUUUGGCUUGCCAGUCUGGCAUGAUCAAUUCAACUUGUUGAGAGGUUGAUUGUUCAUCUUUUACCUUCCUUACUAAUGAAGGGUGCUUCUAAAAACCAAAUUCUUAUUCAAUCUCAUUUGUUUUUCCUUCCCAACAUCCUUGAAGGGUUGAAGGAGGAACAGAAAAGGUUACCAAAUAUCAUGCUAUUGUACCGGGCAUGGAACCUUGUGUUAAGUAUUUUGUUAGCAUUAAGACAACCAAAUUUUGACAGAAUCCAUUUUGUAAUUUGUGCAUGUAAAAGCUGUGAAUUGAUGUAUGCUCUUUGUUGCCUUUGAAUCACAAGCCUGACACAAGCAGUGCUGAAGAACUGUGUCUUAGCAACAGCCUAUGGGUGUGAGUGUGUCUAUUUUUCUCCCCCUCUUUUCAAAAAUGUUUUCAAAACUUGAGCUGGACUGUUGAGCGGGACCUAGUUUCAUAAUUGCUGAAAAUAAUACAAAGUUUGUAAGCUAUUUUGUGUUGUGGGAGGGGGAAUGAUUGUUGUACAAAAGUGUUUUUAUAUGUAAAAUGUACAGAUAUAUUGAAGUGUACACUUUUGUUACUUUAAUAAAAAUGUAGCAAUUUAAAAAUGUUGCUGGAAAGAUCUAAAA